ACAGGGCCGGCCGCCAGCAGUCUUCUGUCGUUUCCGGCGUCUGCCGGUGUUGACUUCAUCUCCCUCGUCUUCCUCGUCGUCGGAAGAGUCAACCUAAAUUACAGCUUAGCUGGGCAGGGGUACAUAUCAUGCCAAAGUGCACGUACCACUCGGCGUGUUGGACGCGCUCGUCCCUACGAGCAGCAAUGUCAGCUGAUGCACGAUCAUGGCAGUUAGCAGGAGACGCACGCUACGUCGCAGACCAUACAGCUCCGGAUUCUGCUGCAUCAAUUCAUCAUCGUCGGCGUCUGCCUUCCGCUUCCCUGGUCUGUGACUUCCCUCCGACAGCGAGCCGUCGUCAUGCAUUCCGUCUGCGGGCUCAUGCGGCGGAGAGUCCGCAUCGUACUCUGCGUCUUCUUCGCCUGGAGCAUCGUCGUCUUCAUCCAUUUCAGACGUGGCCAUGUCAUGAAUAGCAUCGUCAUCAUCUGCAUGGAGGUGCUCUUGUGGUUCGCUUCGCGAGGGCGGCAUGUCAUUGAGGUCUGAAAGUUCGCUUUCGGAGCGCAUGGGUUGCGGGGAAGGGUUCAUAGC
Baudoinia panamericana UAMH 10762 is the source of this 567-nucleotide messenger RNA. RefSeq lists its product as uncharacterized. NCBI's taxonomy places the organism in Eukaryota, Fungi, Ascomycota, Dothideomycetes, Mycosphaerellales, Teratosphaeriaceae. The transcript has a single exon. The record is from RefSeq and is a predicted model, not a curated record. Bases 129 to 452 code for a protein of 107 amino acids.